AUUGACUCAUCACAGGAGAGUACGACGAUGGAACAACAAAAAGAUUUGGACCAUAAAGUCAACAAGCUGAAGAAGAGUGUGCAGGAAAUAGAACAGGACAUUCAGGUUUUGGAAGAUCUGCAAGAUGAGUAUGACUUCAAGAGAGAGACUUUGGAGGGUCAAGUGGAGGCUGAAACAAAGGGUCGGACAACAACAGAGAUGCAACAGGAGGAAACGGCCAUUAGACAAAUGUUUACUGUCCUUAACAUAAAAACAGAGGUGGUGAUAAAGGAAAUGGCUAAUGUACUGACUCUAGCAGAGCAGAUCCAGCUCACACUCAUAUCAGAUGAGUUACCCGAGUGGAAGAAGCGGCAGCAGAUGGCUUGCAUGGGUGGUCCGCCCAAUCCGUGUCUGGACCAGCUGCAGAGCUGGUUCACAGUGGUGGCAGAGUGUCUGCAGCAGAUCCGUCAGAAAGUUCAGGAACUGGUGCAGAAGUUCACCUACAACAACGACCCGCUCACUCUGAGAAAGAGCCAGCUGGAUGAACAGGCACUUUCACUCUUCAAAAACCUUAUAUCAAAUUCUCUUGUAGUGGAGAGACAGCCGUGUAUGCGCACACAUCCCCAGAGACCCUUGGUGUUGAAGAUGGGAGUUCAGUUCACAGUCAAGAUCAGACUAUUAGUCAAACUUCCUGAACUGAACUGUCAACCCAAGGUCAAAAUAUCGAUUGACAAAGGUUUUUCUGAGAUGGAUACAGUGAAAGGAUUUCGGAAUUUCUUGUUGUUAACUAAUCAUAUCAAAGUUAUGAACUUGGAUGAAUCUAGUAGAUGUCUUGCAGCUGAGUUCCCUUAUUUGGUCUUAAAUGAGAAAAGACCUAGCAACAGAACAAAUGAGCGGUCUCUCUCUCUCACCGUGUAUGAGGAGCUGCACUUAAUCAGCUUUGACACGCAGCUCAUUCUGCCUGAUCUUUGCAUUGAUUUAUUGAUCACAUGUCUUCCUGUGGUGUUGAUCAACGGUUUUCAUAUGUUAGCUAGUGCCUGGGGCUCCAUCUUAUGGUACAACAUGCUCUGCAGUGAACCCCACAAUCUGACGUUCUUCUUGAAUCCGCCACCAGUGAAAUGGGAGCAGCUUUCAAAGGUCAUAAGCUGGCAGUUUUCUUCUGUCACUAAACGAGCGCUGAACUCUGAGCAGCUGAGAACGCUGGCCGACAAACUUCUUGGUCAUGAAACCCAAGAUGACCCAGAGGGACUCGUCCACUGGAAAACAUUGUUCAGUAUGUCUUCAUCUCUAGAUGUUGAGAGUGGUGGUUCACUCUUGCACUGGAUAUAUGAGCAUCUGCAACUUACUAAAUCAUAUGUUCUCAGCAUCUGGAAUGAUGGGUAUAUAAUGGGUUUUUUGAGUCAAGAGAGAGAGAAGGCUUUGUUGAUAGACAAACUCCCAGGCACUUUCCUUCUGCGCUUCAGUGAAAGCUGUCGAGGAGGAGGAAUCACCAUCACAUGGGUGGAGCAUUCACAGGACGGUGAACCUGGGGUCCAUUCAACAAAGCCGUACACUAGGGCAGAUAUGAACAGAAUCCCUUUACCGAACUUAAUCCGUGACUAUACCGUCACCGCUGGAGAGGAGGAUCCAGUGAAUCCCCUCGUCUACCUUUACCCAGACAUCCCAAGAGACGUCGCCUUUGGUCGCUACUAUACCAGCGCAUCUGAUGGUAGAGACUUACAUUUACAUAUACAGUAG
Rhinichthys klamathensis goyatoka is the source of this 1716-nucleotide messenger RNA. RefSeq names its product signal transducer and activator of transcription 1-like. The annotation marks the transcript as partial. Gene Ontology annotation, biological process: defense response; type I interferon-mediated signaling pathway; regulation of cell population proliferation. The transcript has 17 exons. The record is from RefSeq and is a predicted model, not a curated record. NCBI's taxonomy places the organism in Eukaryota, Metazoa, Chordata, Actinopteri, Cypriniformes, Leuciscidae. Gene Ontology annotation, molecular function: DNA-binding transcription factor activity, RNA polymerase II-specific; RNA polymerase II cis-regulatory region sequence-specific DNA binding.